Molecule: messenger RNA, 564 nt
Organism: Ostrinia furnacalis (Asian corn borer)
Lineage: Eukaryota; Metazoa; Arthropoda; Insecta; Lepidoptera; Crambidae
Gene: BORCS7
Product: BLOC-1 related complex subunit 7
Exons: 2
Coding region: 112-429 (105 amino acids)
Cellular component (GO): BORC complex
Source: RefSeq, a predicted model, not a curated record
UUUGUGUACCUGUCAGUCAGCACCUACCAAGUAUUUUCCUAAUUAAAAUUUCGCCUCGUAAUUAGGCUUUAAGAUAUAAUUUAAACUGCGAUAACCUUAUUAAAUUUCGCAAUGACUUCUGCUUCGUCGAGCAGUGCGCGAUGUCUUUUUGCCGAGUCCAAACAGAGGUUAGCUGAGCGAGUGCAAGUGAACAUGAAUAAUAUUUCAUCCCUGGCCCGCCAGAUCCAGCGAGGAUCAAAAUCUAAUGAGCUCCUUUCCAAAGCAGCGCGGGAGUUUGUAACCACAGAGCACCUCAUGGAAAGCACAGAAGAGAAUUUGAAGAAGAUGCAACUGAUCUCCGUACACAUGGGCUACCAGUUCGAGAACAUUCACAAGUCUGCGCAGAUGCUCACGCAGAUUAGUGAGCAAGUCGCUGCUAUGCAGAGAUGAUGAUGUUGUUGAAUAUUAAGGCUUUCAUUUUGCUAUUAUAGUACUGCUGACGACAGCACAUCAAGCUGAACAAAUUACUGUCUUGUCUCGUUGUGAUAGAGGCUAAUUUGCAACUAAUAUGUUUUUUCGUUGCUU